Messenger RNA from Paecilomyces variotii, 1496 nucleotides. Its product is annotated as putative nitrilase. NCBI's taxonomy places the organism in Eukaryota, Fungi, Ascomycota, Eurotiomycetes, Eurotiales, Thermoascaceae. The record is from RefSeq and is a predicted model, not a curated record. The coding region runs from base 189 to 1214 and encodes 341 amino acids. The transcript has 9 exons. Gene Ontology annotation, molecular function: catalytic activity.
CUUCGUUCCUGAUAAGCCCCGAGAUAUCUAUCAGUAUCACCGCGGAGCCAAUGGAAACUAUUUGCACCUUUUACCGGCAUUCCCAGAGGUUUCAAGUCUUCUGUUUCUUCUUCUCUCUUUCCUUCGUUUCGCGUGCUAUUUAAAAUAGCAUACCAUAGCCGUCUCUAUUAUUCCCUUAUAUUUUCCAUAUGACAGGAUAUCGGCGCCCGACACAGACGAAAUCCACCCCGAACAACAUGUCUCAAUUGUCCGACAGCAUCGUGGUUGCAGCUAUCCAAGCUGCUCCUGUCUCAUUUGAUUUGCCAAAAAGCAUACAGAAAGUGGCCGAGUUUACCUCGAAAGCAGCAGCAGCAGGAGCUAACCUCGUCGUUUUCCCGGAGGGUUUCCUGUCGGCCUAUCCAUGGAGGUACGCUUUUGAUGCAACAAUUGGCGCGCGAGAGCCUCGAGGCCGCAAGUGGUAUGCUAAAUACUACAACUCAGCUGUUGCCAUUCCUUCGGUAGAAAUGGAUCAGUUAUGUGAGAUAGCCAAGGAAAACAACGUUUACCUUUCAGUGGGAAUUAUAGAAAAAGACGGCGGGACUCUCUACUGCACAGCGUUGCUUCUGGGUCGCGACGGUGCCGUCUUGAGCCGACAUCGCAAAUUGAUCCCAACGGCGGCUGAACGGUUGGUUUGGGGUAGAGGCGCCGGUGACGGGUUGGAUGUCGUCGACACUGAUAUUGGCAAAGUCGGAGGGCUCAUCUGUUGGGAGAAUUACAUGCCUGCUGCGCGCCUGGCAUUGUACCAACAAGGGAUCGAAAUAUACAUCGCCCCCAAUGCCGACGACCUGCCAAGCUGGAUCGCAACAAUGCAGCAUAUUGCGAAAGAAGGGCGAUGCUUUGUUAUUUCAGUAAACCAGUUCUGCAAGGUAUCCGAUUUCCCUUCUGACUACCCCCCUUUUACACCGGAGCACCACGACCGCAAGCCCGAUGGGUCUCGAUGGGAGCCAGACGACAUCCUGAGUCAUGGCGGUUCCUGCGUGGUUGGGCCUCUUGGCACCUUUGUCUCACAGCCAGUGUGGGACAAAGAGGAAAUAAUACUCGCAACGUUGAACAAGUCCGAUAUCGUAGAGGCUCGGUUGGACUUCGACCCUGUCGGUAGCUAUUCACGGCCGGAUAUCUUCUCCUUGACCGUCAACACAAAACCAGGCGUAAAUGUGUCGUUUAAAGAGGCGUAAGUGGGAUCUUAAAUAGAGAACAAAUGGAACUCAGCGCAUUGCAUUUUGACAUUUUCGAAAAUCCAUUUUCAUUGCAAGGGACUAAACGCGGAGGAGUUGAUGCGUGUUCUUAAGUGAGCGAGACUUGGGAAGCGAACGGUAGACUGCAAGCCAGUGAAUCAAGAAAUUGCCAUUGGUAACAAUGGAUAACAAUAAUUUCAUAAUUCCACUUAGUAUGUGAUUGGUCCCAGAGUAUAAGCCGAUGUACAUAUCGAACCUCCUAGAAUUAAAUCUAUCAAGGCA